AUGAUAUUUGAUUUGAUUGUUAAAAAUGGUAUUUUGUGUACAGAAUCUCUCCUCAAAGCUGAUUUGGGAAUAAAGGAUGGUAAGAUUAUAAAGAUUGGUGACUUGAGCGACUUCUCUUUUAAAGAUGUCAUAGAUGCGGAGGGUGCAAUUGUAACUCCAGGAGGGAUUGAUGCUCAUGUUCACUUGAGAGAGCCCUUAGACCUUUUUGGAGAAAUAUGUGAUGACUUCGAAAGUGGCACAAGAAGUGCAGUUGCGGGUGGCACUACUACAAUUAUUACCUUUGCAUCUCAAGAUCCACGCGAAGAGGGAGCAACCGCAUUGCUCAACUCCAUCAAUAAGUGUAAAGACAAUUGCACUAGAAAUUUAUAUUGUGACUACGCCUUACAUCUUAUUGUAUUCAAAAUUGACAAAGAAAGUCUCGAAAAGCAGUUGACUCUCUUGGCCAAGGAGGGAAAAGUAACCAGUAUCAAGCUAUAUAUGACAUAUUCCAAGUUACAGCUUAAAGAUUACGACCUUAUGACUGUUUUAAAUGUUGCCAGGAAGUGUGGUAUAACUGUCAUGUUACAUGCUGAAAAUGGGGAUAUGGUUCAAUGGAUGAUAGAUUCCCUUGAAGAGCAAGGAAAGACGGAGCCCUAUUAUCAUGCAAUAUCGCGGCCAUCUAUCUUUGAAGGUGAGGCUACAAAUCGUGCUAUUGUAAUGGCAGAAACUUUGGAUACGCCUCUAUUAUUUGUACAUGUUUCUGCACCAGAAGCUAUCAAAGUUAUCCAGAGUGCUCAAUCUAGGGGGUUGCGUAUAUUUGCAGAAACAUGUCCUCAAUAUAUACUCCUUACAUCAGACAACUUGAAAAAGCUACACUCUCAUGAUCCAUUCGAAGGAGCAAAAUACAUAUGCUCCCCACCACCUAGACAAAAUGAGGAUGACCUUGAAGCUAUAUGGAGUGCUUUGGGAGAUGGGUCUGUGACAAUAUUUUCAUCUGACCAUUGUCCAACGAAAUACUAUACAGACGACGGGAAAAAGAUAGCAUUCAAAAAUGGGCAUAAUGGCGAAUUUCAAUGGAUUCCCAAUGGAUGUCCAGGAGUUGAAACAAGACUAGGUUUACUAGCAAGCUAUGGCGUCUCUAGAGAACGGUUAUCGUGGGAAAAAUUCGUCGAGCUCAACUGCAUAAAUCCAGCGAAAUUGUAUGGGAUGUAUCCCAAGAAGGGAACUUUAAUAGAAGGAGUAUCGGACGCUGAUAUCGUUAUUUGGUACCCACAAGGAAAGUUUCAAGAUCAAAUAAAAGUCGAGAAUUUGCAUAGUAACUGUGAUUAUACGCCUUUUGAAGGUUUUGAAAUAAGUAACUGGCCAAGAUAUACAAUCGUUAAGGGCCAAGUUGUAUUCAAGGAGGGAAAAUUUACUCUGGUAGAUAAAAGAAAUGGGUGCUUUGUCCCCCGGAAUAAGAGUCAGUUAGCCGUACCUAGGAACAGAUGGAUUUCUGAAUGGAGACCUUGUUAA
This is a messenger RNA of Priceomyces carsonii, 1491 nucleotides long. RefSeq names its product hydantoinase/dihydropyrimidinase family protein. Gene Ontology annotation, cellular component: cytoplasm. The coding region runs from base 1 to 1491 and encodes 496 amino acids. The record is from RefSeq and is a predicted model, not a curated record. The transcript has 2 exons. Gene Ontology annotation, molecular function: hydrolase activity, acting on carbon-nitrogen (but not peptide) bonds, in cyclic amides. NCBI's taxonomy places the organism in Eukaryota, Fungi, Ascomycota, Pichiomycetes, Serinales, Debaryomycetaceae.